Cherax quadricarinatus is the source of this 2602-nucleotide messenger RNA. Its product is annotated as transmembrane protein 268. Lineage: Eukaryota; Metazoa; Arthropoda; Malacostraca; Decapoda; Parastacidae. The record is from RefSeq and is a predicted model, not a curated record.
GUCUCGUCUGGUAGCUGAUGCGGUGAGGUGGUGCAUCUCUGCUCCAGUCAGUACUCUAUGCAACGCUUCACAACCACCUCGUCAUCCCCACGACGUAUAAAACAAAGUGCGACAGUUAUUAAGAUUUGACAGUUGUGUAUAGUUUUUCAAUGUGGGUUUAUUGCUGAAAUAGUUUUGGACAGUUGACAGUUACCUGUACUGGUGUUACCUGUUCAGCUCAAGUUUUAUACGAAGUUCAACUCCUCUCUGCAGGCUUUGUUGCAACGGUUGGAUUACAGAUUAACAGCACACAGUUUAUGCAGCAAAAAUUGGAAACGCCCAAGAGCAGGAUGAGUAAGCAGGUAGCCAAAGAUGGUGGGGGAAGUAAUGGGGGACCUGCAAAGAGCUGGGUGCAGUUUGAGGAGGAAGAUGGCAACCAACAGUCGCUGGCCAAGGAUGGCAACACACCUGCGGUUAUUGAUGCCCAGUCAGUCCAAGUGAGCUUGGAGAACCACAAUAGUCCAGAGAAAACCUUGACGAAAACUAUGUCAGAACCAGCCAAUGGUGUUCGCAAGCAUUCUGUUACGUCUCCAACAACGCCCACCAGCAUCACUUCAAAUACGGGAGAUACUCGAGUCACAAUGUCACAGCUCAGUGCUUCACAGCUUCACAAUGUGCCACUACAUGACCCUUCACUGUCACCUCCAGCAAAUGCUCAACCUGUAAUCAGACAAGGCUUUGCUAAUGGUGAUGUGAUUGUAACAUUAUUGCCCCAGAACACUUCAAUGCCGUGGAUUACUCCAGCCCAGUUUCGGCCAGAGUUAGUUCCAGAAGAAUUGAUGGCACAAGGGUUGACGUUGACGGUUGAAGACUACGUUCAUAUAAUGUCCCAGCUUGUUAAUGACUACCGAUUCACUCUGUAUAACGUGUGCUACAAACGUAUUUUGAUGGCUUGGAUAUUUCUUGGGUUCGUUAUUCUGCUGUGUAUUCUCUUCUCGGGACUGUCACAACUUGCACUCUUUGGAGCUGGCAUUGCAUGGUUAAUGAUAAAUGCAGCAGCUAUAUUUUUCUGCAUGUGGGUCAAAAUUAAGCUUAAUAAGUCUCUGGAACAGUGCUUAGCAGAGAUCAACAUUCAACUGGUACGCCAUAAAAUCAUCUUGGGCCUUGAUGACCGGGGUAAAUUGUCUUGUCAUAAAGUCAAUCUUUGUUUCAUCUACUUCGAUACACACGACUGUUUGGCAAAAUUGCAAGAAAUUAUUGAGCAGGAAGAACGGGCUGGACGUAAUGUUAAUAAUGAUGAAACUAAGAUGACACCACUUCGUGAACGCUUGGACAUUGACGAUUCUGACAUCAUCAUCACUGGAGCAACAAAUAGACGCAUCUCACGGCAACAAGACAGAGCUCGUUUACUUUUGGCACGAUAUAGCCAGCGGUGGGUGAAAGCUGUAGCUCGGGGAUCUUUGUCUAUUGUCCUUGGACCUAAUGAAGCCACCAGUCCUCCUCCAUUACCUCCACGCCAUUGUUCCACUAGACAAUGUUUAUGUCAAUAUAUUGAAGAUCAUCUCCACUACAAACCUCAAGGGGAAUGUCUAUUGUGCGUGCAGAUGGCUGAUCAGAUGCCGUUCUUUAGUGCUGCGUGACUGCUGUCAUUGCAAAUUUCUAGUAACUUGCCAAAUUCAGUGGCAAGUUAUAAGACUGAACAUUUAUUAGUGGUCUCCACCAUCUUUAUAUUAUUAAUGGGAGUAAGAUUGACAUGGUCUUUGUAUUGGAAGUGAAUUUAUAAUUUGCCUGUUAUUUUUCAGUUUUUGCAAUUACUGGACUUGUAAGACCUGUUAUUAUAAUGCCCAUGUAUGAUUCCUAAUAAACAAUUUUAAAUAAUUUUUUGUUUACACACUCCAACAGCACAUCCAUUAAAAUAAUUUGUUUCUAUUCACUCUUAUAUAACACGCUCACACAAAUAUGCUGGAUGCUCAAGCCCUUAAAACUCCAAGCCUCUUUUACCCCCUUCCUCCAACUGUUCUUGGGAUGACCCCUACCGUCCUGCAAUCCACCCCAGAUUUAUGCACCCUCUUUAUCAUUCUAUCCCUCUCCAACUUCUUUACAUACCCCAAAUCACCUCAAUAACUCCUCCUCAGCUCUUUAAAGUACAUAUACCCUUUGUGACCCCACAUUGUCUAUUAAUUUCUACUUUGAAUUCUCUGCAUUAUGUUGACACCACACAUUGCUCUCAAACAUAACAUCUCCACUGCCUUUAGCCCCCUCUCACUACAGAGUUUAAAACCAGUGCCUCACACCCACAUAAGUUUUGUAACACUAUUCUUGGUACAUUUCCUCUUUUGCUUCCAUAAAUAAGCUCUUUUUAUAGAUGCUUCAACACAUCACCCACCUUUUGUUUUCCCCUCAUCUCGUCUUUCAUAGAUUUGCUUGUUGACAUAUCCACUCCCAUUUGCUAAAUGAACCCACUUCCUCCAUACUACUUCCCUCCAGUCUGAUAUUUACUUUAUCAUUACCCUAACUUUUUGCUACUCUCAUCACUUUGCUCUUUUCUACAUUUGCUUUUAAUUUCCUUCUUUGACAUAUCCUCCCAAACUCGUCCACCAGCUUUUGCACCUUGUCUUCAGAA